Messenger RNA from Glycine soja, 1361 nucleotides. Its product is annotated as zinc finger protein ZOP1-like. Gene Ontology annotation, cellular component: nucleus; precatalytic spliceosome. The record is from RefSeq and is a predicted model, not a curated record. The transcript is spliced from 5 exons. Gene Ontology annotation, molecular function: RNA binding; zinc ion binding. Gene Ontology annotation, biological process: mRNA splicing, via spliceosome. NCBI's taxonomy places the organism in Eukaryota, Viridiplantae, Streptophyta, Magnoliopsida, Fabales, Fabaceae. Bases 212 to 955 code for a protein of 247 amino acids.
AAAAAAAUUGCUGCCUCUCUCUUUCUCUCUCGUCUAGAGAAGUCUGACAUUGUUUUUUUCCCGAACUCUUUGCUCUGCUUUUUGGAGGGUUUUGAAAAAAAUUUGAAGAGAUUUAUUAGCACUUCCCAGCAAUAACACGAUUAGCCUCUCUUCUCAGUUUCAAUUCGUUUUCAAUUCUUGCCGCAUCGAUUUCCAACCCUAAUAUUCUACCAUGACUGAGUACUGGGUCAGCCAGGGCAACAAAUGGUGCGACUUUUGCAAAAUUUAUAUAUCAAACAACCCUGGAAGCAUAAGGAAUCAUGAGCUUGGCCAACGUCACAAAGAUAAUGUUUCCAAGAGGUUGUCUGCUAUGAGAAAAGAGAAUAUUGCUAAGGAGAAAGAACAGAAAGAAACUGCUCGUGCCAUUGAGCAAAUUGAAGCAAAAGCGCAACGUAGCUAUCAAAAGGAUAAAGUGAAGUUUGAGGAGACGAGAGAAUCACUUGAAUUGGAUGACCAAGAAUGGGAGUUUGACAGCAGUACAGGCUAUUACUACCAUAAAACAAAUGGAUUUUACUAUGACCAAAAGUCAGGAUUUUACUACUCUGAUGCCAUUGGCAAGUGGGUGACACAGGAAGAAGCAUAUGCCUCCCCUCACUUUACAUCUAAUGCCGGGCACAAUGGACCAACUGCAAAGAAAUCCUUGUCAACAUCACAGUCCAAAUCAGAUGAAAACAAAGGAAAUAAGUUUAAUAAUGGAUCUUCACCAGGGCCAGUUGUUACAACUUCUUUGAAUCCCAAAAGAAAUGUGAAAGCUGCUCCUUCAUCUCUUGCGGUUGGAAAGAGAAAGAGACCUGGUGAAAAAUCCAAGGUUAUCUCUGAUGAAGAAAAAGCAGCUCUAAAGGCAAGAGAGGCUGCAAGGAAAAGAGUACAGGAGAGGGAGAAACCCUUGCUUGGCCUUUACAACAAGCCUUACUAACUGCAAAAUUUACUUAACAGCCUUGUCUUCCCCCAGAAAUAUGAGGUUGUUUCUUUUUUGUUUGAUUCCUUUAUGCUGGUCGGUGUCCUAAUUCUUCAAGUGUUUCCCAUGUGACUCUACCUUGUACAAUGUAACUGUUCCGUUUCUUUUUUUAGUUUUUGCAAUACAUGCUAAUUUUCAGCCUUAGAGGAGAAAAUAAGGGCUUAGAAGUCUUCGCUAGGCUGAUGAAACCAAGUUAAAUCCCUGUUGCAGAAGCUUUUAGAAAACACAUCCAAAUAAGUUAAUCUUAUGUGGAUACAAAAGCAAUGCUCAUUUUACGUUCUUUAAUGUGUUAAAUCAUAUGAUGUACAAGAAGGGAAAACUUACAGUCAAAUAUCCUGAACUUUAUUAUUUUAUUAUUAGUACA